AUGGACCAGUUUGGAGAUAUAUCAGAAGGUGAAGUAGAUCAUUCUUUCUUUGACAGUGACUUUGAAGACACAAAGAAAUGUGAAAGUAACUCAGUGUUUGAUAAGCAAAAUAAUGACCCUAAGGAAAGAAUAGAUAAAGAUACAGAAAAUGUAAACUUGAAAUUUGGAAUACAAACCAAGGAAAAUCAAGAUACUGAAAAGGGAAAUGAGAAAAAAGAGAAAAUUUCUCUAGAAGAGCACUGUAUAGAGAAUGAUAUUAUCCAAUCUACAAGUUGUUCUUCUUUGAACACUUCUUCAACAUCAAAAAAACAGUGUGAUGCUACCACAGGACAUAAAAUACACUUGCCCAUUCCAAAGAGAAUUCCCAAAAUUCGAAAAGAAGGUAAAGAUAAUUCCUUUACAGAUAGCGAGGAAGGCAGUGAUGAUGGGAAAAGACAUCAUGUCAGGUCCAAGUCAGCUAAACCACCUAAUAACUUUAAAAAAGGUGUAAAUAAAAAAUAUUCCAAAAUUAGUUCCUCUUCCUCUUCUUCCUCUUUGUCCUCUUCAUCGUCAAGUUCAGAUAUAGAUUGUUCUGAUACAGGGUCUGAUAUCUGUAUAUCUGAUUCAUCUCCAUCAUUAAAGAAACAUGUUUCUGGUGCAACUCUCGUAUCACCAAAACAGAAAUAUAAUCCAGGAAUAAAAUCAACAGAAAUGCACCCUUUAAGUACUAAAUCAAAAGCUGCUGACCAUGCUGAGGAAUCUGAAGAUACUGUGACUGAUGUCACUCCUCUAUCAACCCCAGAUAUCAGCCCUAUUCAGUCUUUUGAACUGGCUGCAUCAAAUGACCAUAAAGUAAAAGUUAAAAGGCAAGAAAAUGUGAGUCAAGAAGUAUAUGAAAAUGGUGAGGAUUUAAAGUGUAAUUCAAAGCAUUUGAAAUCGUCCAGAAAAGGGAAAGAAAAAUGUGGGUCCAGUCUUACCUCAACCUCGAAGUCUGCAUCGUUAGAUUCCAAUUUAGACCAGAGAUAUAAACAGAAAGUCUUACAUGACACAAUGGAUCUAAAUCAUCUUUUGAAAGCUUUUCUGCAAUUAGAAAAAAAGGGACCACAAAAACAUCACUUGGAACCACCUCCAAUAGCACCUAGGAAAAACUACUCUUUCACAAGAGAAGAGGUGAGACAGAUUGAUCGGGAAAAUCAGAGGCUUUUGAAAGAACUGUCCAGACAGGCUGAAAAACCAGGAAGCAAAAGUACAAUUCCUAGAAGAUCAGUUGGUCAUCCCCCUAAGUUAUACCAUAGUGCACUCAACAGACAGAGGGAACAACAAAGAAUUGAAAGAGAAAACUUGGCUUUGUUGAAAAGGCUUGAAGCUGUGAAGCCAACAGUUGGUAUGAAACGCUCAGAACAACUGAUGGACUAUCAUCGCAAUAUGGGUUAUCUCAACUCAACUCCAUCUUCAAGACGAGUGAGAUCUACUCUUGGUCAAUAUAGCCCAUUAAGUGCUUCCAGGACAUCGAGUGCUACCAGUGGUCUCAGUUGUAAGAGUGAUCGACCUGUUUUUGAUACAUCCAGUGGCCUAUUGCUAAGACCUAAGCCCUCUAAUGUCCGUGCAGCUUGGUUAUAA
Molecule: messenger RNA, 1599 nt
Organism: Orycteropus afer afer
Lineage: Eukaryota; Metazoa; Chordata; Mammalia; Tubulidentata; Orycteropodidae
Source: RefSeq, a predicted model, not a curated record